UGAAAAUGCAUUUCUUCCUCCUCACCAUCGUUGUCACUUUGACAGCAUCCAUGUCUGUCAAUGCAGCAACUCCAUGUGUGCCUCACAACGAUCCCGAAGCGACUUGCCAGACAAAUAGCGAUUGCUGCGAUGGCUAUAUUUGUUUCUAUCGUAGUGUGAGUAUGAGCAGGUCACUGUGCUUCCAUGGCUCACCUGUGCACCAUAGGAGCCGGGAUCAGGCAAGAUCUGCCAGUAGUAGUCGAUUGAGGAUCGAGCCAGCAGCCCGAGAGACACGUCGCGACAGUGAGUCAUGUUUCUGUUUUCGCGUUGGUAUUAUCAGGGUUGAUGGUACAACAUCAAAAAAAAGAGAUCAUAUCAAACAAUGGAUCCGAUAUUGCAUAUUUUUUUGGAUACAAGAAUAGAAGCCCCCGCACCGCGAAUAAGUAUUUGAAACGGUGAGCAGACGAUGACCAGUUACCAAGUCCGCAGCAUACCAUUCUUGAGUUCCAUCAGCUCACGAGUCGAGGGCUCCAAACAAUGAUUGAUUUGCUGGAUGUUCGGCUCCUUUGGUCCCGGCAUGAUUGCUGCGCAUAUAACAUUGACC
Molecule: messenger RNA, 583 nt
Organism: Suillus plorans
Lineage: Eukaryota; Fungi; Basidiomycota; Agaricomycetes; Boletales; Suillaceae
Exons: 2
Coding region: 6-401 (131 amino acids)
Source: RefSeq, a predicted model, not a curated record